AUUAACCACGAUUUUCGCGCGUGAGCAGUGGACGAGUGGCACGAAGAAACUGCUGCAGGACGAGAGACGCCGUCAACGGAACAACAAUGUGGUAUCCGACAAUCGUAUAACGUAGCGCGGAGUGUCGUAAUUCUAGUAAUUAGUGCGCGCGCGAAUUAAACACGAAUAAGUUUUCGCGAGUGAAUUUCCGCGAGUGAAUACUGUGCAACGGUGCGACCUGAGAGGAGGACGAGGCCUGGGAGGCAUCGGGCAUCGGCGGAGCAACGAUAAGUUCAGCUAGUAAUGCAGUUUACAACUCCGCUGCCUGCGUAUCGUAUCGGUACGAUCUUCAAGCGGUGGAAGUGCUCAGUGUUCUGAAGGGCUUAGGACGGGGAAGCUAACGUGCUCGUCGUCGCCGAUUUUAAUUGAAGAAACGAACCGUAGCCGGUUCGUCGCGUCGCAUUAACUUCGGGAGUGCCGUACAAAGUAUCGCGCGAUCGUAGCUACGCGGGCGUUUUCGCGAGUGCCGGGGAAGUUCUACGGAAUUGACAACUUGGACUGCCCGGGGUGAUGAGUGUAAUUAAUUUUUAUAUACUAUACAUAAAAUGCCGCGUUGCCCUCAUUAAACGAAUCGUUUAUUCAAAUCGUCUUGAGGACAACGACGCGGGGAGUGUCGCGUCGAGAGAAUCCUACAAAGCUGACAACCCGGACGGGCCGAGAGGAGGAGGAGGCCUAGGAGAGGCAUCAGGCGUCGACGGAAUAACUUUGAGAUCUCUCAACGUAGCAGAUAUUCCGUUGUUGCGCGUCGAUCGUACCGUAAGUAUCUCAUCGCUGCGCGUGCGCGGAGCCACGCAACAUGACUGUCCGAAUCGCAAGAUUCGUAAGUGCAGCACCGAUUGUCUGAAGGGUGCCCAGGGCUCUCGGAGCUGAUUUUAUUCAAGGACU
Molecule: messenger RNA, 924 nt
Organism: Vollenhovia emeryi
Lineage: Eukaryota; Metazoa; Arthropoda; Insecta; Hymenoptera; Formicidae
Exons: 6
Coding region: 550-909 (119 amino acids)
Source: RefSeq, a predicted model, not a curated record